Populus nigra (black poplar) is the source of this 1244-nucleotide messenger RNA. RefSeq names its product GDSL esterase/lipase 1-like. The transcript has 5 exons. Bases 54 to 1139 code for a protein of 361 amino acids. The record is from RefSeq and is a predicted model, not a curated record. Gene Ontology annotation, biological process: lipid metabolic process. Gene Ontology annotation, molecular function: lipase activity. Lineage: Eukaryota; Viridiplantae; Streptophyta; Magnoliopsida; Malpighiales; Salicaceae.
UAGAGGGGAGAUUAACGGUCGGGGUUAAUAGAAAGUGAAGCACUAAUUAAGACAUGGGGAGUUCAAGUUCCAACAUUUUAUGUUUCUUGAUGCUCUGUGCAAGUUUUCUAGUCCCAGCAAGCUGCCGCAGCUACUCUCAUGGUGCUUUAUUUAUCUUCGGAGAUUCCCUUUAUGAUGCUGGGAAUAAUAUUUAUCUCAACACUAACACUCCCAAACCAAAUAUCUUUCCAUAUGGAGAGACACAUUUUAUGCAUCCCACAGGAAGGGCUAGUGACGGUCGAUUAAUUCCAGAUUUUAUUGCUGAAUUUGCAAAUCUACCAUUAAUUCCGCCAUAUUUACAACCCGGCAACCAUCAAUUCACAGAUGGAGUCAACUUUGCAUCAGGGGGAGCUGGUGCUCUCGUUGAAACUAAUCAAGGACUGGGGAUGGACCUUAAAACUCAAUUAAGUAAUUUCAAGAAUAUGGAGAAGCAGCUAAGGCAAAAACUAGGAGCUUCAGAAGUUAAGACAUUGUUAUCCACAGCUGUUUACAUGUUCAGCAUUGGAAGCAACGACUACUUGGUACCUUUCAUCACAAACUCCACUGUGCUUCAAUACUACUCCAAAAAAGAGUAUGUCAAGAUGGUUAUUGGCAACAUAACAACCGUGAUCCAAGAAAUUUAUAAGAUAGGGGGAAGGAAAUUUGGGCUAUCAAAGGUUCUUCCUUUGGGUUGUUUACCAGUCUCUCGAGCACUAAAACUAUCCAGCAAAGGUAGCUCUGGCUGCUUGGAAGAAGUUACGCUGCUGGCAAAACUACACAACAGAGCACUCCCUGAAGCUCUUAAAGAGCUUAAGAGCCAACUAAAAGGAUAUACUUAUUCAAUUUUUGAUGCCUACACUGUAGCAACUGCAAUUUUCAAUAACCCUUCAAAAUAUGGUUUCCAAGAGGUAAAAAUGGGAUGUUGUGGCAGCGGUCCAUUCAGAAGCUCCUUUACCUGCGGCCGGAAAGUAUACCAACUGUGCGAUAACGUUAGCGAAUAUUUCUUCUUUGAUGGAAUUCAUCCAACCGAAAAGGCCAACUAUCAAUUUGCAAAGCUAAUGUGGGAUGGGAGUCCUGAAAUCGUCAAGCCUUACAACCUGAAGACACUGUUCGAGAAAUAGCUCAACUUAUUCCCAGACAGGAAAUGACUUUGUUUACCCGUUCUGCACCUCGAAUAUGACUGAAUUUCAUUUUCUUGCUUCGAAGCUAAUAAGUUGAUUCAGGCU